GCAAGCACCCAGGGCCUGGUAUGAAAAAUUAUCCACCUUUUUGAAAAAUGAAGGGUUCUGUCAGGGAAAUGUUGACAAGACUCUGUUUAUUAAAAGGGAAAACUCAGAUACUCUAAUCGUGCAAAUAUAUGUUGAUGACAUUGUGUUUGGCUCAACAAACCCUUCCAUGUGUACAAAAUUUUGUGAAAGCAUGAAAUCAGAGUUUGAAAUGAGCAUGAUGGGAGAAUUAUCACACUUCCUUGGAUUACAAAUCAAACAAACUAAGUCUGGAAUCUUUAUAAAUCAAUCUAGUUAUAUUGAAGCUAUGCUCAACAAAUUUGAGAUGAACUCUGUAAAUGAGAGUUUGACUCCUAUGGCAACAAACCUAAUGUUAGACAAAGAUGAAGGAGGAAUAGGAGUCUGUGAAAAGAAAUACAGAGGUAUGAUCGGUUCUCUCCUGUAUUUAACAGCCAGUAGACCUGAUAUUCAGUUUAGUGUAGGACUAUGUGCAAGAUUUCAAUCAAACCCUAAGGAGAGUCAUCUCAAAGCAGUAAAAAGAAUAUUCAGGUAUCUAAAGGGAACAAGAAGUGUAGGUUUAUGGUAUCCAAUCUCUGAUUCAUUUGAGCUGGUAGGUUAUAGUGAUUCUGAUUUUGGAGGAAGUUUGGUUGAUAUAAAAAGCACAUCAGGAACUAUACAGUUCCUUGGACCUGCUCUGGUAUCGUGGUUUAGUAAAAAACAAGGAGCUGUUUCUCUUUCGACCGCUGAGGCUGAAUACAUGGCAGCUGGAAACUGCUGUGCUCAGAUCAUGUGGAUGAAAGCUCAACUCUCUGAUUAUGGUUUUCAGUUUAAUAAUAUUCAGGUAUGUUGUGACAACACUAGUACAAUUAGCAUGACCAAGAAUCCUGUUCAACACUCUAGGAAAAAAGACAUUGAGAUAAAAUACCAUUUUAUUAGAGACCUAGUACAAGCAGGACACAUCUGUUUGCAAUUCGUCUCUACUGAAUCCCAGUUAGCCGUCUUAUUCACGAAACCCCUCUCCAGUGAACGUUUUCUUCAACUAUGCACAGAGAUAGGACUCAAAUCUCUUAAUCAGAUUAAAAAUCUUGUAAACUAACACUCACAUUGGACCUUUUUGCUCUGGGUAUUUAGCGUGUCUCGGGUUACACAAAAAUCUCUCUUUUUCGGCUCAUGCUUGCGUUGUUCCAAGACAGCGCCAUGCAUGCUAUGCAAUAAUCAUUACGUUUUCCCCAACUUUUCUCCUUAGGAGACUCUUCUGCUUCUCCUCUAUCCAUCCUUCUUUCUUUCUAUAUAAGGCUCUCCCCUUCUCCUCAAUCUUAUCACCGCUCCUCUAAAAUAAAAAAAACCUCCUUCUUAUCCUGAAAAUCUCAGCAAACCCUUGAGCUCUUCCAACCAUGAGCGAUUGCAUUCCUCGUCCCUUUCGAUUCGAUGGACUGGUUCACACCUUCUCUGAAUAUAUGUUCCAUGAACCCAGGGUGUUGAACCAUCAUCGGUAUCUUCAACAUUUUGAUAAGAGGAGGAUCCACCAUAUUACUCAGCUUGAUUCCUACGAAUUUAAUGUCUAUAAAUAUGACAUUAUUUCCCUGAUUGAAGGACUUGGAUGGGAUUUCCUUCUUCGUCAACCCCUCCACCCUGCCUGUCUAGGAGUCUUGAAGUACUUCUUUUUGAAUCUUCAAAGCCAAGGAGUGAGCUCAAGGAGCUUCACCACACUGGUUUAUGGUCACUUGUUGACUAUACCAGUUGAUGCCCUGAAUGCAAUUCUCGGUUUUCCCUCUCAAGGCCUUGGGAUAGCCCAUCCUUCUGAAUUCUGGAAGCACGAGUUCAAAAUUGAAGUGGAAUACAUCAACUUCUCCACCGAGCCAACUGGUGGCUCUGAUGUUCCAAUUCCUGCUGCCUGGUUACCUCCUCGACUAAGAAUCUUCCAUUAUUUUCUCACCCACGUCUUCUUCCCUCGCUCAUUUAACCAGGACCGAGUUCUUCAUAUGGAUCUAUGGAUCAUCUCCAGUGCAACUGCCAGGCGAAAGCUCGAUUUCGCCAGUAUUAUGUUCGGCCAACUCCUUCCUGUGGCUGAUGAAAACUACAAAGGGCUCAUGCCCUUUGCUUACAUCAUAACCCGACUACUUAUCAAUUUGGGGGUCGAUUUAUCUGAGUUUCGGAGUAUCUCCUCCACUAUGUAUGUCAGUGCACUAAAUGUGCUCAUGGUGCUUGAUCUACCUACUAACAUUCCUCCUCCUCCUCGUCCCUCUGCUUCCCUUCUUGGACCUGCUCCUAAGCCUUCCUCUGUUAAAAAGGCUAAGUCUGCUGGUGAACCCAGUAAGACUGGUGACCUUGUGUUCACCAUUUCUGAAGGCAACUCUUAGCCUCUGCACCCCCCUCCUAACCUUCUGUUGUUGUGUUUACAUAGGUAGUCGAGCAAUCUUUUGUACUGCUCUCCUGGUUUCAGGAUGAUGCUGUUGUUAAGGGGGAAUGAGAUUAGGUUUCAAGUAGUUUAGAUGUUUUUGCCUAGGGGGAAUAUUUUUGAUAUUCCUUUAUUUAGUAAAUCACAUUUCCCCAUGAUGCUCCUACUGUACCUAUGUUUUCAUUAAUGCAACUAUGUUUCCUUUUAGAAUCGAAGUCUACUGCUCUUUUCUUUCAUUUUGCAGGGAUCCUCACACUUCUCGGACGAAGGGGGAAAUUGUUGCAUGGGAUGUGAAAGGAAGUGGGUUCUCAAAACGAUGUCGUCUCUUGCUUGCCCAAAACGAUGUCGAACCACUAAAGCAACAAAGCAGCAACCUGGCUUGGGAAUCGUCAUUCGAAGUCUUCUUCCAUCUCGAGCUUUUCACUUUCGCAGACCUUUGCUCCCUUCACAAGAAACCUGGGCGAUGACCACCUCCUCUACUCCUCAAAAUGAUGAUCUCUACAAGGCAUAGGAAACGGGUAUGAAGUCUGCUCAAACAGUCACUUCUUGACCAACCAUAUAAAUAGGAAUCACUCGAGUUAUUCAAACUUGGUAGUGGAGAGCGAGGGAGAUUGGGUAUCUACUUUGUUCGUCAAUGGGUCCGUUAUUGUACCAACUUUAGUAGGACAAUCACAGGGUGUGUGGACCGGGUGAUUGAUCCUUGGGAAGUGGGGGUUUGAGUGUUUCUUUUCAUUUUCAAAGGGCCAAGCUUCUUGGCUUGGCUAGGGUUCCUGUUUUGCGAAGUGUAAACUUUUCGAAUUGAAUAAAAUUUCGAUCUUUUCUUUUCACUCUGAUUCCACAAUUCGGGGCAACAAAAUAGAAUUUUGCUA
Linum trigynum is the source of this 3264-nucleotide messenger RNA. NCBI's taxonomy places the organism in Eukaryota, Viridiplantae, Streptophyta, Magnoliopsida, Malpighiales, Linaceae. The record is from the annotation of a GenBank genome assembly.